Molecule: messenger RNA, 1560 nt
Organism: Diaporthe citri
Lineage: Eukaryota; Fungi; Ascomycota; Sordariomycetes; Diaporthales; Diaporthaceae
Exons: 2
Coding region: 1-1560 (519 amino acids)
Biological process (GO): transmembrane transport
Cellular component (GO): plasma membrane
Molecular function (GO): transmembrane transporter activity
Source: RefSeq, a predicted model, not a curated record
AUGUCGUCCGCAGUGGCCGGCGUCCCAGGGGACGCCAGCGACGUCGAGAAGCAUGGCACGGUCGAGGGGCACGGCCAGUACCAGCGCCACGGGAAGCUGGUCUCGAUGCUCAAGGUCGACGAUGGCGAGGUCUACGAGAGCCAUCCGGAGAAGAACCCAAAGUGGUACCAGAGGAUCCUCGACGUCGGCGUCGAGGAGAACGGCAUCAAGCCGGUGCCGAUCGAGAAGAGGACGGACCGGCGGUUCUACAACCUCUUCACCGUCAUGUUCACCGCGCUGAUGUGUCUUCUACCGCUACCCACCGGCAUGUUGGCGACCCUCUCCUUCGGGAUGAGCCUCCGCGACGCGGCGCUGGUGAUCCUCUUCUUCUCGGUCGUCACCGUGAUCCCGCCUUCGUUCCUCGGCAUAGGCGGCACGCAGACGGGGCUGCGGCAGCAGGUGCAGGCGCGGUACUCGUUCGGGCUGUACCUGGCGACGGUGCCGCUGCUGCUCAACGCGGCGACGGUGAUCGGGUUCUCCCUCGUGGCGGCCAUCGUGGGCGGGCAGGCGCUGGCGGCCGUCAACCCGUCGGCCGUCAGCGACAACGUGGGCAUCGUGGUGGUGUGCCUCUGCAGCUUCGCCGCCUCGCUCAUGGGCUACCGCGCCCUGCACGUCUUCAACGCCUGGACGUGGAUCCCCAACCUCGUCUCCAUCGUCAUCGCCGUCGGCUGCGGCGGGGCCAAGCUCCGCCUGCAGUCGGACGUCCCGCCCGCCACGGUCCAGCAGGUGCUCUCGUACGGCGGGCUCAUCGCCGGCUACUUCCUCACCUUCGGCGGCACCGUCUCCGACUACUCCAUCUACCACGACCCGCGCGCCAUCAGGAAGCCCGUCGUCUUCGCGAGCUACUACCUGGGGAUAUUCACCCCGUCGGUGCCGCUGCUGAUCCUGGGCGCCGCGAUCGGCGGCGCGGUGCCCAACGUGCCCGAGUGGAGCGCCGCGUACGAGUCCCUGGGGAUCGGCGGCGUGGUGGCCGAGAUGCUGUCCCCGGCGGGCGGGUUCGGCAAGUUCGUGCUGGUGCUGCUGGCGCUCAGCGUUAUUGGUAACAUCGCCAUCUCCAUGUACUCGGUGGCGCUCAACCUGCAGAUGCUGGUGCCCUUCUUUGCGCGCGUGCACCGCUUCUUCUUCAUCGUCGCCACCUUCGCCGUCAUGAUCCCCUGCUCCAUCGAGGCCGCCCGCGAGUGGGAGGAGAGCCUCGAGAACUUCCUCGCCCUCAUCGGGUACUGGGCCGGCUGCUUUGACGCGGUGCUCAUCGGGGAGCUCGUCGUGUUCCGGAGGAUGAAAUACUCCUCGUACGACCACGCCAUCUGGAAUGUGGGCAGGGAGCUGCCCACCGGCAUUCCCGCGCUGCUCGCGAGCAUCAUCAGCUUCGGGCUGGUGGUCCCCGGGAUGGCGGAGGCGUGGUACACGGGGCCGAUUGCCGAGAAGACGGGGGACAUCGGGUUCGAAUCGGCGUUUGUGGUCACGGCGUUGUGCUAUUUCCCUCUUCGGUGGCUUGAGAUCAGGUGGAGGGGACGGUUGUGA